AUGUCCUUGUGCAGGCGGUGGGGGGAAGAGGGGGGAACGAACGGUUUCGAGUCCAGUCAGCUGCCAGGCGCUGUAAAUGCAUUGUGUCCCGCAGGCUGGGAGGAGUUGUGUCAUUCAACUACCCAUCUAAUGAUCUAUAUUAUUACCGGGCGGGACCAACACAAGUUGGGCGUCUUGUUGUCAUGUCAAGUCAUUGUCACACCCCGCCUUUCUGGUCAGGUCAGCCAAGGCCAAGCUGUGACCGGGGCGGAUCCUGUGGAGGGUGGUGUUGUAACUGCCAAGGAACCCAAGGCACAGAAGCAUCAAGCAAGAAGAAAAUUUCAAAACAGGUACAUGGGGGGGCAACUAAUGGAAAAGAAUUGCCGCAAACGCAGGCAAAAGUACGAUGCGGGCUCUAGCUAUUCUGACCAAGUUAGCGCCGCUGGACAGUGUCUCGGCUGCGAGCGGCGACGCCGAGGCCCAAGUCAACUGACCAGGCCCGACGCCACGGCCAAAUGGCAGCAGACAGUCGGGAAAGGAAACGAGCACCAGGCAGUUGAAGAGGUCAUGAACUCGGGUCAUCAAACCGGGUUUGGCGCCCUAAAUAGACAACUACCUACCCAAGUGAGUGGCCUGACCACCUUAUUUUUCCCUCCCGCUUGGCCCAACCAACCUCACUCAAACAACCACAUCGAGCCGAGUCUCUUCUCCUUCCUCCUCUUCGACUCGUCUUUUUUGCAACUCGACUUCUCUCUCUACUCUCUCGACCCCAUCUGCUCUCGCCUCUCGCUCCGGCGCUGCCCUCGCGCCCAAAUGCAACACCCGCCUCUCUACACACCGUUCCCUUCAUCGCCACUUCCUCGCUCCGCAUCCGACACCACCACCACCAUCAUGUUCACCCAGCCCGUGCCGCCACCCACCGCGCCGCCUCAGCCCUCCAGCACAGUCUCGCCCUCGCGCUCCUCUCGUCUGCGCGGCCUCAGCUACCUGCGAAACUAUACCCACAAUCACAUUCUCUCGCGCGACGCCUCAACCACUAGCUCUUCCUCUGCCGCCGCCAACACCAACAGCAAUACAAACGCGUCGAGGCAGUCGGCCGGCCUCACUAGAUCUGCCUCGUACACGCCUGGCGCUCUGCUUAGCCCGGCGCCUACACCGACCAACAUGAACCGUCUCAGCCUCGUCAGUUCCACCCCCGAGACUAGGCCGGCCCGAUCAUGCGCCGCCUCUGAUUCCAUCCCCGAGUCCACGACGGAACAAUCUAGACCUCAAUCCCACAUGGAAACCCCCGCCACCCCUUCGGACAGCGAUGAUGCUGCCACUGCCAUGCCAACAUCUGCUCCCGUCGACGCCCCAGCUUCCUCUCCCACUUCUUCUUCCGCAGCCGGUCCCAGCAACAGCACCGCCCCCGACGCCGCGCCCUCACCCUCGAUUCGCUUCUCCUCCUACUUUGACCAGCGCGCCUCGAGGCCCUCGCUUACCUUUUCCCCCAUCACCCGCACACUGCCCACCGGCACAGAGGUCAUACGUGUCGGCCGCUUCUCAGAGCGCGACGCCCAUCCCCUCGCCAGCGUCUCUGGAAAUCAGCCCUCGGCUGCCAACGUCGGCUUCAAGAGCAAGGUCGUCAGCCGCCGCCAUUGCGAGUUUUGGCACGAAAACGGCAAGUGGUAUAUCAAGGACGUCAAAAGCUCCUCGGGCACCUUUCUCAACCACAUCCGCCUCAGCCCCCCGUCCCAGGAAAGCAAGGCCUUUGCUGUUAACGACGGUGACAUUGUUCAGCUCGGCAUUGAUUUCAAGGGUGGUGAGGAAAUGAUCUUUCGCUGCGUCAAGAUGAGGCUCGAGCUCAAUCGCGGAUGGCAAAAUAAGCCAAACUCUUUCAAUGUCGCCGCUCACAAACGUCUUCGCACCAUGGCCUCGGCCAACACGGCCGCUGGUGGUGCUGCCAACUCCUCCCAGGACUGCUCCAUCUGCCUCAACUCUAUUGCUCCCUGUCAAUCCCUCUUUGUCGCUCCCUGCUCCCAUACGUGGCACUACAAAUGCGUCAAAUCACUUCUCAUGUCGCCCUCAUACCCAGUCUUCAUCUGUCCCAACUGCCGCGCCGGCGCCGAUCUCGAGGCCGACGUCGAGGAACCCUCGGAGGAAUGGGGAAUGUUUGACGAGCCAGAAAAGGACCAAAAGCUCGAUGCCAUUGCCGAGACAUCAUCUGCCCCCGCUGAGCCUCAAGUCUCCGACCCUGACCGCAUGGACAUUACGAUAAGUGAAUCCGCAGACACGCCAGAAGCCUCUAAUCACAUCGCCCACGCGAUAUCCUCGCCGCUGCCUAUCAGAAACGCGUCGGGUGCUCGCCGGGGCACACCUUCACCACCCCGUCCAGGUGCCGAAGGUCCCAUUACCCCGAGAAAUGACAUUGGACCUUGGGUGCUCGAUGGACGUGCGGGUCGUGAGUCGUCUCAAGUGCAAAUGACAAGCCUCGACGCUGCAGCCACGGAAAUGGACGUCACUAUUCUCGCCGGCGACGAAAAUGCACAAUAG
Molecule: messenger RNA, 2511 nt
Organism: Beauveria bassiana ARSEF 2860
Lineage: Eukaryota; Fungi; Ascomycota; Sordariomycetes; Hypocreales; Cordycipitaceae
Product: RING finger protein
Exons: 8
Coding region: 1-2511 (836 amino acids)
Biological process (GO): ubiquitin-dependent protein catabolic process; mitotic spindle assembly checkpoint signaling; protein ubiquitination
Cellular component (GO): cell division site; cytosol; ubiquitin ligase complex
Molecular function (GO): protein binding; ubiquitin protein ligase activity
Source: RefSeq, a predicted model, not a curated record